CAUUUUGGUUAUUCGCUUGUCAUUCUGCCUGUACCCGAAAAAUAUUGUUGGUGUUUUGAAUUCUAUAAAAUAUUUAUUAUAGAAGUAAAUUAAAAGAAAUAAAAUGGCAUUCAUGGGAGAUAUGAUGUCCCCUGUACCUUUGUGGCAUAACGGCCCGUCACCGGGAUCUUUUUAUAACUUUCCGGCAAAUUCAUCACAUUUAGCUACACGUCCUUUACAAGAUUUCAGAGCUCAUUCAGCCAGCCCCAUCACAACCACCACAUCAGUGGUAGCGAUCAAGUUCGACAAGGGCUGCGUGAUUGCCGCAGACACGCUCGGCUCCUACGGCUCCCUGGCCAGGUUCCGAGACUGUCCCAGAGUGAUGAAAGUGAACGAUCUGAUCAUGCUGGGUUCCGGCGGUGAUUACGCUGACUUCCAGUACUUGAAGGAUAUUAUUGACCAGAAAAUUAUUGAUGAACAAUGCAUUGGCGACGGUCUACACUUGAAACCUCGUUCGCUCCACUGCUGGCUCACAAGAGUGCUGUACAACAAGAGAAGCAAGAUGGACCCCUUGUGGAAUAACUAUGUUGUUGCUGGUAUUCAGGAUGGAGAACCAUUCCUCGGUGCUGUAGACAAAUUGGGAACAGCAUAUGAAGAUGCGGCCAUCGCUACAGGUUUAGGAGCGUACAUGGCCACUCCUCUCAUUAGAGACGCUACGGAAAAGGGAGUUUUGGAUGAGGAGGCAGCUGUAGCACUGGUCCGCAAAUGUAUGGAGGUUCUAUUUUACCGAGAUGCUCGUUCGUUCCCUCGCUAUCAACUUGGAGUGGUGACCUCCGCUGGAGUGACUAUACAUGAGCCGGUGGAGCUCAAACAUGACUGGUCGCUCGCACACAUGAUUAAAAUGAAGUAGAUUGAUAAUAAAGUGCUUUUUUGAAA
Colias croceus (clouded yellow) is the source of this 915-nucleotide messenger RNA. It is a transcript of the gene Prosbeta7, whose product is annotated as proteasome subunit beta type-4. The record is from RefSeq and is a predicted model, not a curated record. The transcript is spliced from 5 exons. The coding region runs from base 104 to 889 and encodes 261 amino acids. Lineage: Eukaryota; Metazoa; Arthropoda; Insecta; Lepidoptera; Pieridae. Gene Ontology annotation, cellular component: proteasome core complex.